Molecule: messenger RNA, 615 nt
Organism: Dunckerocampus dactyliophorus (ringed pipefish)
Lineage: Eukaryota; Metazoa; Chordata; Actinopteri; Syngnathiformes; Syngnathidae
Product: metalloproteinase inhibitor 2-like
Exons: 5
Coding region: 1-615 (204 amino acids)
Biological process (GO): negative regulation of membrane protein ectodomain proteolysis; negative regulation of endopeptidase activity
Cellular component (GO): extracellular matrix
Molecular function (GO): metalloendopeptidase inhibitor activity; protease binding
Source: RefSeq, a predicted model, not a curated record
AUGCGUUGGACGAUGAAGAGCUUGGUGCUCCCCCUGGUGCUGCUGUGCACGUGGGGGCUGCAGGAAGGAGCACAAGCCUGCUCGUGCCUUCCUGUGCAUCCACAGACGGCGUUUUGCCAAGCAGACGUCGUCAUCAAGGCUGAGGUGCUUGCAUGGAAGCUUGUUGGUGGAUAUGAACACAAGUAUGACGUCAAACAGAUCAAGAUGUUCAAGGGCGCUCACAGGUAUAUUGAUGCUGUCUACACUCCAGCCUCCUCUGCGGCCUGUGGAGUGACUUUCACCAAAGGUGUAGAAUAUCUUAUCACAGGCAGACUGGCGCCUGAUGGGUCGCUGCAUGUCAUCUCGUGCGACUUCAUCAUGCCCUGGGACAACCUGACUGCCUGCCAAAAAAGCAACCUGGCACAGAGCUAUCGAAAGGGUUGCGUUUGCCAGAUCACUCUCUGCCACGCCACCCCGUGCAGCAGCAGACCAUUCGAGUGCUCCUGGACUGACUUUGUGAUGAACUCUGGCAGUCAACUGCAGAGCAAACAUUUUGCUUGUCUGAAGGGAGGUGAUGGCUUUUGUGGCUGGAUCAGGGGGAUCCCCUCAACCAAGCAAGGCUAUCAAGGACUCUGA